Nestor notabilis (Kea) is the source of this 1269-nucleotide messenger RNA. Its product is annotated as sex-determining region Y protein-like. The transcript is spliced from 3 exons. The record is from RefSeq and is a predicted model, not a curated record. The coding region runs from base 1 to 1194 and encodes 397 amino acids. NCBI's taxonomy places the organism in Eukaryota, Metazoa, Chordata, Aves, Psittaciformes, Psittacidae.
AUGCAGAUGAGAAAUUGGGACUACAAUAGGGGACCAGGACAGAGGCAAAGACCCUUUCCUGAUCACCAGUUUUAUGAUGAUUAUGAAGAAGACAUUCAGCUGAAGGACCCAGACUUCAGUAACAAGGGACCUGGACAAAGGUUGAGACCCUUUCAUGGACACCAGUUUCAUGAUGAUUUACGGGCAGAGAGACAAUCAAGGGACACUGAAUUUAACAGAGGUCAUGGACAAAGGCAGAGAUCUUUUCCUGACCGUCCAUCUCAUAAUGACUUGCAAGAAGACAGGCAGUCAAAGGAUUUUGAUUUUGGUAGCAGGGGCCAUGGCCAGAGACGAAGACCAUUCCAUGACCACCAGUCUCAUGAUGAAUUUCAGACUCAGAUGCAGAUGGAAGAGUUAGAUUGUGUCAACAAAGGACCUGGCCAAAGACUAAGAUCUUUCCAUGACUAUCAGUCACAUGAUGACUUACAGCCACAGGUGCAGUUGGGAGAUUUUGAAUUUGUUAACAGGGGUCGUGGGCAGAGGUUGAGACAUUUCAAUGAUCACCAGCCUCGCAAUGACUUAAAAACAGAGAUGCAACAGAAAGAUUAUGAUAAUAAAGGUCCUGGACAAAGGCGAAGACCUUUUCAUGACCAUCAGCCUUAUGAUGACAUACAGGAACAGACUCAGCUAAAAGAUUUUGAUUAUGGUGAUAAAGGGUAUGGACAAAGGCCAAGACCUUUUCAUGAUCGUCCAGGUCACGAUGACUUGCCACAUGAAUGGUGUUCUGACAGAAGUCAGUCUUUUUCUUCCCAUGAAAAUGUACCAGAACCUCCUUUCUCCUCAUCUCCUUCACUUCACAGAGAUUAUGGGUCUGAUAAUGAUGACUUUAACAGAAGUUACAGUAAUCGACCAAACUGUCCUGAAGACAAUAGGAGAAUGCAUCCCUCAGAUGAAUUUAAUAGAGGAAAAAACAGAUUUGCACCAUAUUCUUCACGAACAAUGCAUCCAUCUUCAUCUGUACACCAAGACAAUAGUUCAAUAGACUAUGAAAGAAAACCUUUCCAAGGUGAAACUAUCAGAGAGAUGGAACAAAGCAAAAGAUUACCAGUUGUAACAGUUGAUUACAAUUAUGGGCUGCCAUUAGAUUAUGGACCUGAAGAGGAAGAGGGAGAACAUUAUGAUUUACCAUCGAGAGAUCGCUACAACUGGUACUGAAUAAAAAGGUCAAUGUUUACUCAGCUUAGACUUGAUUUUACACGUUUGACGUUGUAUGUGGACCAAUUUAUUUUU